Molecule: messenger RNA, 471 nt
Organism: Guillardia theta CCMP2712
Lineage: Eukaryota; Cryptophyceae; Pyrenomonadales; Geminigeraceae
Exons: 7
Coding region: 32-412 (126 amino acids)
Source: RefSeq, a predicted model, not a curated record
GAAGAAUGCAGGAGCCGAAGGAAUGGAACUAAUGUCCGCGCGAGCUUCCUUGCAGGGGAGCACCAUCCUCUCGCAAGAUGGGAGUGAAGAAACUGAUGUUCGUUGUCCCCCGUACCCUGCUCCCUGCCGAUCUUCCUACAUACACCAGAAGCACAGACAGGACCUUUACCGGCGGGCACACCUCGCCAAAGUUGCCCUGGACAAGAAGAUAGCAGAGGACGAGCGCGCGGACAAGCAGAUCAACGUCCCUGCUCACGACCUCGGAGAGAAGAGCCGAGGGUUGGAGAUCUCGGGCAACAUGACGAUGUCUGCGAUCGUGAUGAUGUGUCUGUUCGUCGGCUGUGUGACAGGCGCUGUUGUACAAGUUCGAGCUGCCAGGAGAGAGAGGAGAAGCUUCAUUUCCCCAGUUUGACUGUAGAUACUCAUGGACUAUGUCUGUUGAGCGCUUAUAUGUAUUGGUAUUGUAAACAA